UUCUUCUUGUAUGGUGUAACGUUUCUCUGGAAUCAGACGUUCUUCGAUCUGUUGUUAGUGACAGUCAAAAGUCAUGGUGAAAGCUGUGGUCGGAGACGAAACUCAACUCCAGCUAGCUGAGGAUCGCCUCUCCCAAUUUUCACUUCCUGCCCAGGUUGGUCUGGUGAUAGGGAAGCUGAGCUCGUAUCUGGAACGAGGCUUCGUGUUCGAUUUAGUACCAACACCUCAGAACGAUGCCGGACAGCCAGUUUGUUCGGUUUUGGAGGCGUCCAAAUUCGACAGUAAAAAGGGGUCGAAACCCAAAUCUCGGACAUCUGAUUCUUCCUCUUCUUUGGUCAUUGACAAGGAUUGGGUCGCUGAACACGCUCGCCAGGUGUCGAGGAUGGUGGUGGGUGGAAUGAAAGUAGUGGGUAUUUAUGUGUGGGCUAGUGAGGCCGCAUUCAAGAAUUCUACCAUGGUGCUUUGCCAGACAGUGAAAGGAGUUGCUGAAGCAAUAUCAUUUUGUGACGAUGACAUGGAUGAAAGACUGCUUAUUCACAUAUGUUACAGUCCAAGGAGAUGGACAUGUCGGAAUUGUACACUGUCCUCAAAUAUCACAUCAAGCAGUUUGCAGCCUUGUGACUUCAAAAUGGGAAGAGUCUUAACUUCCCUUCAAACUUUUAAGUGCUUGUACAACUUUGAUCUUAGACUGCCAAUAUAUCAAGGGAAAGCAUCCAAUUCCCAGACGCUUAGUGAUGUUCUCCGCAAUGGAAUUUCAAUUUAUGCAAAAGAGCUGCGAGGGGCAAAAGCCCUGAUUGAUGGACACCUGGUUGUUAAUGAUGAGACAUGCAAAACAGAUGGUUUGCAUGAAGUGGAGUUGCUUCUACCAUUCAUGAAGGAUAUGUAUAUUGAAGCAUGCAGCCAGAAAGAUGUUGUAGGUGUUGUUAGUUUUACUGGCUCGGUAUGUUCCUUUUCAUUCUUGAAUUCCAAGGAACCAAUUUCACAGGCUAUUGCUGAUAUAAAGGAUGAUAUCAUCAGGAGUUUGCAAAGCAGGCUGGAUAUCAUUUGUGAUGAAGCAGAUGGAGAUCUAGGGCUAACUGACGACGGAAUUAUGGAAGAAAGCAAUGAUUUAUCAUCUGAAAAGCCAGUUUCCCAACUUGUUUUGCGUUCCUUGAGGAAAAAUUGCAAUCUUUCAUUACCUCGGAGGGUCUUUGUUCCUUGGUUGGCGGGUACAUUUAUCAGUGACUAUCUACAAUCAUCCGAGACACUUGAGGUUCUAAAAGAUCAUUGUGUUGAGUUGAUGUCCAUGGAAACUCCAAAUGAUGCCUCAACAAUCUUGGAACCCGAAGAAGAAGCCCUCAGAGUGAUCACUAGAUCUUUUUGGGAUGUAGUGGUCCCCUACUCUUCAGCGCCUAGCUCUUUCGAAGAAAAGAGCAGAGAAAUUACCAGCGCAGAAAAUAGCCAGAAACCCACCAAGUCACCCAAUGUCAACUUCAUUGCUGCUGUUUUCUUCCUCCUCCUCUCAGUUGUAGUAGGUUACAUGCUUGUCAGGAAAUCAUAGUGCAAUGAGUAAACAUUUGCUAGUAAUAUGGAGUACUUUGAGAAAUCAGUCAUAUGUCGAGUAGUGUUCCAUUAAGUUUGAUUACUUCAAAUUGUUAAUCAACACAACAACCUCUUCAUCUAUUGAAGACGGCACACCAAGAAAAUAGAAAAAGAAAAUUUUGUCUCUACAUCAAACUCAUGUCUAUGCCUGUGGAAUCGUUUGAAACAAAUGGCAAUUUUUGGGUGAGAAGACAUCCAUUGUAGUUUCCCUCAUUUGUCCUAAUGAAUAAUGUUGUUACACCGAAGUUGAUCA
This is a messenger RNA of Theobroma cacao (cacao), 1834 nucleotides long. Its product is annotated as oxidoreductase, zinc-binding dehydrogenase family protein. Gene Ontology annotation, biological process: intracellular protein localization. The record is from RefSeq and is a predicted model, not a curated record. NCBI's taxonomy places the organism in Eukaryota, Viridiplantae, Streptophyta, Magnoliopsida, Malvales, Malvaceae. Gene Ontology annotation, cellular component: endomembrane system.